UGAUAUGCGUCGAAGUCAUUACGCAGCAACAAACAUGGCGGCAAAGUCUGAAAAGCCAUGUGAGUUGACACUCGAUUUACAACCAAUUUCUCCCGAUGAAGACAGCUCAGGAAGCUGUGAAAGUAUUAAUGAAGCGCCACCUCAGACUCCCAGUUCUCCUUCGAAAGCCAAACCCGAUAAUGUUGUAUUCCGUCAGUCAAACAGGACUAUUUAUACCGCAGGUCGCCCUCCAUGGUACAAUCUCCAAGGACAGCUUAAAGAACCAUUUGUCAUAGGUUUGUGUGGUGGUAGUGCUUCAGGAAAAACCACUGUUGCCAACAAGAUCAUUGAACAACUUGGAGUUCCAUGGGUCAGCAUGCUCUCACUUGAUUCCUUCUAUAAGGUACUGACUCCAGAACAACAUAAGGCAGCACUAAGGAAUGAGUACAACUUUGAUCAUCCAGAUUCAUUUGAUGCUGACCUGGCUGCAAGUGUCUUAAAGAAGUUGAAAGAAGGAAAGAGUGUUCAGGUGCCCAUUUAUGACUUCAAAACUCAUGGCAGACAGGAACAGAUGACUAAUAUAUAUGGUGCAAAUGUCAUCAUCUUUGAAGGAAUCAUGGCCUUUGCAUAUAAGGAUUUGCGAGAUUUGAUGGAUAUGAAGGUUUUUGUUGAUGCUGAUCCUGAUGUUCGCUUGGCAAGACGGCUGAAAAGAGACAUCUCUGAACGAGAAAGGGACCUUGUUGGUGUCUUGCAGCUAUACAACACUUUUGUGAAACCUGCCUUUGAUCAAUACAUAGCACCAACAGUUGUUUAUGCAGACAUUGUUGUCCCAAGAGGUGGUGAAAAUAAUGUUGCAAUUGACCUGAUUGUGCGCCAUGUUAGAACACAGCUGGAACAGAGAGGAUUUAAUUUCAGAGCACAGCUUCGGUCGUUCCAUCAAGGACAGCCACUGCCUAGUUCACUGAGUAUUUUAGAAAGUACUCCACAAGUCAGAGGAUUACAUGCAAUUAUUAGGAAUGAGGAGGCCAGUCGAGAUGACUUUGUCUUUUAUUCCAAGAGGCUGAUGAGAAUUCUUAUUGAACAUGCACUUUCACUCUUACCAUUCAAAAAACAUGUGGUGACAACAAUGGAGGGCAAAAUUUAUGAAGGAAGAAAAUUUGCAGGGAAAAGGCUGUGUGGUGUAUCAAUACUGAGGGCGGGUGAAACCAUGGAGCCAGCUCUAGAGUCUUUGUGCAAAGAUGUCAGAAUAGGAAAGAUUCUCAUUCAGACCAAUGAAAUAACAUCAGAACCUGAGCUUCAUUAUCAUCGUCUUCCAAAGGGCAUUAGUGAAGAUCAUGUAAUACUUAUGGACGCUACUGUGGCAACUGGUGCAGCAGCACUCAUGGCUAUCCGAGUUUUAUUGGACCAUGAUGUUAAAGAGGAGAAUAUUUUGUUCUUGUCUUUGAUAACUGCUGAAUCAGGGGAAAAAGAGAUGUAACGAAAAACGGUCAUUCAAUAGAUCCGGGCAACGGAUUCUGAAAACUCUGUACAGCCUUUUGAAGCCAGGCCUGAACUGAAACAGGUAGAGAUCGUAGUUGGCCAAAUCGGAUAUGGAGUGUGUUCAAUUUUGGUCUAAUUUAGUUUGUGGUUCUGAGGGACUAGAUGACACUACCGUGCCAAAAAGUUGUCAUGUGGGUAGCCCACCCGGGAACGUGAAGGGCAAACUAUCUGAAGGAUGCGAGGCUUAUUCAAUGACAGCGCUUAUUCCAAAAAUUGGACGCGACAGAGAAAUGCUUCUAGAAAUUUAACGGUACAUUUUUGUUAUCGAAACGUCUACAGAAGUUAUCAAAGGUAUUUCUUAAUUUUCACGACGCUUCUCUUUCGAUACAUUUCAACUGCUUUACAUCAACAUCGAUGACACUGUCUCCUUUUUAAUCUGAGUCUACGAGCUCCAUCGUAGGGGGGUUCGCGGUUUCUUCGUCUGGGUCUGUGCAUUCGAAAGGAUUUGCAUCUAGUUCCUUCAAGAUAUUCAACUGUGUCUGAAGCACUGCAGCUUGUAAAAUAAUUAUUCGAAUAAGUGCCGUACCGACGCUGCGGCGCUGAUUAAUCUUUUUGUCUCAAAUGCGGCGCUUAUUUGUGGGAAGCGCUUGUUCGAGAAAAUUUGGUAUUUGAAAAAAUUCAGUAAAAAACAGGCGAGAUUUUACGUGCUUUAUUGGGAUGUAAUGCUCCAAUAAGGGGUAGUGUUACCAAAUGACUGGCGAAGGGUUAGGGUCGCGUGAGGUGGACGAACACAGGCUACAACGGUACUGAUGAGUCAUCUGGUUCUUCAAAAUCCAGGUACUGGAGGGCACUUACCAUAUUUUCCUUAUUUCUAUACAGAAUAGUAGCCAGG
Messenger RNA from Pocillopora verrucosa, 2350 nucleotides. The record is from RefSeq and is a predicted model, not a curated record. NCBI's taxonomy places the organism in Eukaryota, Metazoa, Cnidaria, Anthozoa, Scleractinia, Pocilloporidae.